Sinocyclocheilus grahami is the source of this 5482-nucleotide messenger RNA. RefSeq names its product PDZ domain-containing protein 8-like. Gene Ontology annotation, molecular function: protein binding; lipid binding. Gene Ontology annotation, cellular component: mitochondria-associated endoplasmic reticulum membrane contact site. Gene Ontology annotation, biological process: mitochondrial calcium ion homeostasis. NCBI's taxonomy places the organism in Eukaryota, Metazoa, Chordata, Actinopteri, Cypriniformes, Cyprinidae. The record is from RefSeq and is a predicted model, not a curated record. The transcript is spliced from 5 exons. The coding region runs from base 264 to 3803 and encodes 1179 amino acids.
UUCCUGUGACAAUUUAUAUGCUUUAUUUGUCGCGAUCACAGCCAUUCGGUCGCUGCCCGGCAGAUGCCGUCAUGACGCAGGACUUCCAGCGCGUUGACGCGAGGUUACGUUCCACCAAUCAGUGGCAGGUUCCAAAGCCCAGGAAAGGAGCAGAUGAUAUGGCAGCUUUGUGAGCGGCCAGGUGGAACUAGCUUUUGUUUAAUCGGGCUGACAGCGGAACAUGUGUACACUUUAACCCGCAGGACGCAGCGGGGGAUCCGAAGAUGAUAUACCUGAUAUUAAUUUCUGCCUUCUCCGGGGCCAUCGUCACGCUCCUUCUGCAGCUCUUACUGUUGUACCGGAGGAGCCCCGAGCCUAUCGCUAGGACAGUUCAGUAUGUCAAAGCAGUUCCUGAUUCUGCACUGAAGGAUUACUUUAGCAACCAACAAGCCGAAUCGACGCAGCAACAAUCCGAUAUCACAUCGUAUGUCUCCAAACAACCAGAGGCCGCUUCCCCGAAACAGCAAGAGACCACCGUCCCCGGCAGCAGCCCCAAACAGCAGCCGUCCUCGCCACCGCCUUCGCUGAGCGACCCUCGGCACACCUCCAAAGCAGAGACAUGCGAUUUCCUCAAUGCCAUAUUUCUGUUCUUAUUCCGCGAGCUCCGAGACACCCCAGUCAUCAGGCACUGGAUCACCAAAAAGAUCAAGGUAGAGUUUGAGGAGCUCCUCCAGACCAAGACCGCCGGGCGUCUGCUGGAGGGGCUCAGUCUGCGGGAUAUCUCUCUGGGCAACUCGGUGCCCGUCUUCAAAACAGCCAGACUCAUGAAGACAGUGGCUCUCAAUGAAGACAACAUGCCAGAGGAGCUCAAUUUCGAGGUUGACUUAGAAUAUAACGGCGGCUUUCAUCUGGCCAUUGAUGUCGAUUUAGUAUUCGGGAAAUCGGCUUAUCUGUUUGUGAAGAUGACCCGGGUGGCGGGCCGCCUGAAGCUGCAGUUCACCCGCACGCCUUUCACGCACUGGUCCUUCUCCUUCCUGGAGGACCCGCUCAUAGACUUCGAGGUGAAGUCUCAGUUUGAGGGCCGUCCUCUGCCCCAGCUCACCUCCAUCAUAGUCAAUCAGCUCAAGAGAAUUAUCAAGAAGAAGCACACCUUACCAAAUUACAAAAUAAGGUACAAGCCCUUUUUUCCUUUCCAAGUGCAGCCACCGCUGGCGUCAUCAUGUGACCUAGACAUCUCCAUCCGAGAGACACUAUUGGUGGAGGGGCGUCUACGUGUCACACUUGUUGAAUGUAGCAGGUUGUUUAUCCUGGGCUCCUAUGAAAGGGAGACAUAUGUUCACUGCACCUUAGAGCUCAGCUCUGACGAAUGGCGGGAAAAAACUCGCAGCUCCAUCAAAGAGACUGAGGUGAUCAAAGGACCAUCUGGAAGCGUGGGAAUGACGUUCAGGCAUGUCCCAGCCAGUGAUGGUGACACGGUGCAUGUGAGCAUAGAGACUGUCACCCCAAACUCCCCAGCUUCCCUGGCAGACUUACAGAGAGGAGAUCGCCUCAUUGCUAUUGGAGGAGUCAAAGUGACGUCCUCUGUCCAAGUGCCGAAGCUGCUAAAACAAGCUGGAGAAAGAGUGAUAGUCUUAUAUGAGAGGCCAGUCCGGCACCAGGUGCCUACUGUGGGCUUGGGGACACUCCAAGAAACCCUAGGCCCAAUGGAGGAGCCCAGUUAUCUUCAUCAGCCUGGGGGCUACGAGGAGGACCCAGCCCCAAUAACCACCAUGGACAUAUCUGAUAACAGAGACAAUGACUCUGAGUUUGAGGAGCUAAUCGUUGAGUCCAAAUCAACUACAGCUCCAGUCACUGUUGACACUAAGGAGGAUUUCCUGCUCUCUGUAAACCAAAGUCCCAAAAAAACUGUGGCCAACUUGGCCAAGCCCCUUGGUUCCAUCUCACCAAUUCUCAACCGCAGACUGAACCUUCAGUCCCCACUCAAACCCCAGCCCAAAGAAUCACCAAAGGCGCCAACUCUCAAGGCUGCUGAACCUUCUGAACCACCACAGAGACCAACGGUGCCCCCUCCUCCACCACCUGCACGCCCUCCUGUCCCUCCCAGGCCCCAUAUAAAAGUCACAUCUGCCUCCUCAGAAACCCAGAGCCUGUUUGAAGGUAACGAACCUGUGGUGGAAAAAAGUCCAGAGAAAACGCAACCCACUGCUGGCAAUGGUGACAAACCAGUAGAGAAAAUCCCUGUUAAGUCACUAGAGCCGAAGCCUGUGAGCAAGCACCCAGAGCCUGCAGAGGAAAUCCCAAAUAUUCCAGCCACAAACAAGCAAGAUUCAGCCAAAGACAAGAUAUCCGAGAGCUCCUCCAACACUAGGGACAGUGUCGAUGAGCAGGGUCUCUGGGAAUCAUCUGAAACCAUGUACCGCAGCAGAGCUGCCCGCUGGAACAAAGCCUCUGUGAUCUUUGAGGUGGAAAGCCACCACAAAUUCCUUAAUGUAGCACUUUGGUGCAAGGACCCCUUCAAGCUUGGUAGUCUCUUGUGCUUAGGGCACGUCAGCUUGCGGUUGGAACACAUUGCACUGGAAUGCUUAGCUAUGUCAUCUGCUGAAUAUCAGAGCACCUUUCGUCUAUGUGCUCCUGAACCAAGGGCCAGCGUCAGCCGUACUGCUUUGCGUAGCUUGAGCACUCACAAAGGUUUCAACGAGAAACUCUGCUAUGGAGAUGUUACACUCAACUUCACUUACCUUGCAGAUGGGGAGUCAGAUCUCUCCAGUGGACUGGUAGAACGUGAGUGGGAAGGAAGUCUUCAGGGAGAGGACUUAAAAGACCGGGAAAAGGAACGGGAGCAGGUACUCACUGCAACCCGGGUUGAACCAAGUUACAGCGGCAUGCAGUUCGGAGAUAUGCGGCACAAUUUUCAAGACACUCAGUUCCAGAAUCCCACUUAUUGCGAUUAUUGCAAGAAGAAGGUGUGGACCAAGGCUGCCUCGCAGUGCAUGACCUGUUCUUAUGUCUGUCACAAGAAGUGUCAGGAGAAGUGUCUAACAGAGUUCCCUAAUUGCGUAGCUGCCUUAGUCCGACGUGGAGCAGAUCCUGAGACCAAGUCAACCAUCAAUCGGGCAACUACUGGCCUUACACGUCACAUUAUCAACACUAGCUCUCGACUCCUCAAUCUGAGGCAGGUGCCCAAAGCCAGACUGGCAGAACAGGUUGCAGAAAUGGGAUCAGGGGCGGUGGAGCCUUCUCCGAAACAGACACCUAACACAUCUGACAAUGAGAGCAGUGACACAGAGACCUAUACUGGGGCCAGUCCUUCCAAGCAGCCACCUGGUAGCGGUGGCUCCAAACUGGUGCGCAAGGAAGGUGGACUGGAUGACAGUGUCUUCAUUGCCGUCAAAGAGAUUGGUCGAGAUCUUUACCGUGGCCUCCCAACAGAUGAGCGUUCACAGAAACUGGAGUUGAUGUUGGACAAGUUGCAGCAGGAGAUUGACCAGGAGCUGGAGCAUAACAACUCUUUGAGUGUGGAAGAGCGAGAAACGAUUGACUCCCGACGCAAGGCCCUCGUCUCAGCAGCUCUGGCCAAGUCCGGUGAACGACUCCAAGCUUUGACUCUGCUCAUGAUUCACUACCGUGCUGGCAUCGAAGACCUAGAGUCUGUAGAAAGUACCUCACCAACUGAACAGCAUGGCUUACCGAAGACCAAAGUUGAGGGUCUGGAGGAGGCACUGAUGGGCACAGAAGUGUACGACAGUGACAUUUGCAGUCCUGUUGAUGUUCAGAUACUGGAUGAGAUUACAGAGGAGCAGAUCUGUGUAGAGGCAUUACCGUAAAGAUGACAAAAGGCAUCAGGGGCUUGGGAUUCAUGAACAAAGACAUUUUCUCAAGUAUGACUUGGUUGACCUGUGGGUGUUCCACAGGUGAUUGUGAGGUUUGCAAAAGUGUUCCUAAAGAUGUACUGACAAUUGUGGAAUUUUGUGAGAGUGUCAGUAGUUUACCAAUUUUUUUUUUUUUUUUUUUACAUUUUAAAUUUUUUUUAAUAAAUAUUUUCCCACAUCUUUAGUCCUUAGUUACUGUUUUAGUGGACAGAAUCAUCAAUCUGUAGACUUUUGGCAGUAUUACAUCAUACACAGAAUAUGAGUUCCCAUGACAUGAUCAAACCAAGUUUUACCUGCCUUAUCUAAAAGGUGCAGUCAAUUUUUUUACAUAACAAGCUUCAAUGGGGAGAGGUGUGAGCUUGAAGCAAGAUGAGCUUGAAUACAUAUUUUUAUUUUAACUUUGUGUAUUGGUAGAGACUGAAUUAUAUACAUGUAUGCUCUUAGUUACAUCCAUGGUUGGAAAUAUACCCUGUCCAUUGUGUUUUAAGCUUCAAGCCCCUCUGCCUUACACUAUAUAUCCACUACAAAAUGUAGGAUUAUAUCCUGAACAACAGUCCAUAGAACAUGAUGCCAUUCCUAACCAACAUUUUUCUCUCUGAUAAGCACCUUUUGUUGCUAAUUGUUGUUCAUUUUAAAGCAUCAUUUCUUUAAUGUUCAUGUUUUGUUAUUUUUAGAAUGUUUAAUGUUGAAUUGAGGGGGAACCAUUAUAGGACAGAUACUCUUGAAGUUAUUCUACUGGGGACCAUUCUUUGUCUAAUUUAAAUUUGUCACAAAGCCAAUGUGACUUUUUUUCUUUUUUUGAGGGAAGUAUAUUUAUAUUGCAUAUGUAUGUUUCAUAAUAUAUGUUUCCAAUAAUUGUCAUUAUAUAAUCUCACAAUUAAUUUGUUUUGAUCCUUUAUGAGUUCUAAAAUGGUGGCGAUUUUUCUCAAACCAAUUUGGAUACUUUUUUAUCCACCAUCAGUUGGUCCAGGGUGAAUGGUUAUGUAUGUGUGAAUGUGUCAGCCUGUUAGUUUUUGGUUUGAUUUAAGUAUUGGAAUGUGUAAUUUUAUUAUCAUGCAAGCAAACUUUCAGUAUGUCUCACAUCUGUGUGCUUUGGCAUAUAUUGUUGUCAUUGAAAGUUGAUUUUACGUGUACUAAUGAAUUUAUCUCCCAAAUUACUCCCUUUACAUUCAUUAUUCCGUUCGCCUCUCAACACAUCUCUCAAAGUGUAAAACUACAUCAUUAAAAACUCUCUUUUGUCAAUGCAUACAGUAUUCCUUAAUUCCCAAAGCUAAUGUGUAAAUUCAUGAACGGUCUGUAACUUGUCUUCUGGGCUCAAAAGCUGAGUCAAUUGUAGCCUAUGUCUGUGUAUUGCUGGUUAGUUUUCAUUUACUUCAUUCACUUUAAAUGGACUUGGAUUUGAUCAAAGAAAGUCUUUAUUGCUGUUACAACAUGCGGUUUACACAUGAACGGCUGUAAUUGGCUACAUGCAUUACUGGAUCUGCUUUCCUGAUUUAAAGCUUUUUAGUAAAAACAAAUGACUAGGCCUUUAGGUGGCGAGGACAAAACUCCUAAUCCAUGCGUGGCCAACUUUGGUCCUGGAGACCCACAGUCCUGCAGAGUUUUGCUCCAACUCUGAUUAAAAACUGACCUGC